Messenger RNA from Loa loa (African eye worm), 2249 nucleotides. RefSeq lists its product as hypothetical. Gene Ontology annotation, biological process: intracellular signal transduction; adenylate cyclase-activating G protein-coupled receptor signaling pathway; cyclic nucleotide biosynthetic process. Lineage: Eukaryota; Metazoa; Nematoda; Chromadorea; Rhabditida; Onchocercidae. Gene Ontology annotation, molecular function: adenylate cyclase activity. The record is from RefSeq and is a predicted model, not a curated record. The transcript is spliced from 14 exons. The coding region runs from base 66 to 2147 and encodes 693 amino acids.
CGACUUCCUAUUCUAAUUUAAUACGUGAAACCCUUUCAGCAGGAUCUCAAAUAAAUUGUUCCCAGAUGAGCUUCCGAAAGAGGUUAACUAAUAAGCUUAAAAUGGUGCAAAUAACGUCAGUACCUAUUGAACGGUGUAGUGGCAAUAUGAAAAUGUUGGAAAGGAAGUGUGAAAGUAAUUCGGCACAAGUUCUCCAUUACAGCGGAUAUUUGGAUAAGAAUGCAAACAACAAAUCGCCGAUUAUUGAAAAAAGACGUAAAUCUGCUUCGUUACAUGCUUUACAUCCGGAUGACAUGAAACCAUUCAGUAUAACAGAUCAGUUAGGUGACCAACUGUCACAUGAACUAUUAAAUGGAAGCAGCAGACGUGGCUCGAAAAGCUCAGAAAUACAGGAUUCAGUUUCGGAUACAUUUUCUUGUGCAGGUCCAAUCGAGACUGCAAUUUCAUACCACCAAAAUGCUCCAUCAUUAACACGGUUCGAUACAGACAAUCGUGCUUUCGACGAACGCCUUGCUUUAGUAAUCCAGAAUUCAGAUAUUAAUUUUAAUCGUGGUUUCUGGAUGCACAAUGACUGGUUAAACAGAUGGACCUUACGAUUUAAUGAAGUAAACAUAGAAGAGCGGUAUAGGGCGCAUUUUUCAGAAUCUGUCGAUCGCCAAUGGCCCAGUUGUGAUGGCACAGGACCAUGCAAAAAUACAUCACAAACUGAUAACUUGGACUUACAUUAUCGUUAUUCGGGUGUAUUUAUUGAUGUACUGGUAGCUGGGAUGUUGCUCGUCAUUUGUGCAGCUGCGAUUCUUGUUUCGGGAAUGUUAAAUGCCAUCUUCAUUAUUUAUUUUACGGUCUCACUCUUUGCUACUGCAUUGAUUGUCAUUGUCAUUGGUAUACCAUUACUAAGGCGUCAGACAAUUUUCCCGUUUAUUAAUCCUUGGACACCACGUCAUGUUACAGGAAUGGUACUUAUAUUAUUACCGACAGGUGUUGCAUUAUCGGUAGCACCGUUAUGUAAUAAUAUUGUUGCACAGGAAUAUGUAUGUGUUUCGUCAGAUUUGCUUUCACAACGGAUUUUGUUUUCCUAUGUAUUUUUGGUUGCAUUGUUUGCACAUUGCAAUUUUUCGCAACUCUCAGCUUGGCCAAAAACAGCUGAGGCAUUGUUGGUCGGUUUCAUAUUUUUAUGGCUCACUUAUGUUUGCCAGUAUCGCAUUGGUACAUUGGUCGACAAAUCAUCCAAUAAUCCAAAUAUUGGGCCACAUUUCUGCAAUGGUACCGUGCCUCUUUGGGCAUCAGGACGAUUCGGUUCCCCGAUUAAUUUGCCUGAAAUUUCUCUUGAUGUCUUUUUGGUUGUCGUUUUGGUCGCUUUUCUCAAUUAUCAGUUUGAAGCUGCAUUUCGAAUGUCUUUCUUCGGUGACGUACAAGCGCAACGUGACACGGUGCAAAUGCAAGCGGUACGUGACCAAGCUGAUUGGCUUUUAACUAAUAUCAUCCCGCAACAUGCCAUCGAUUCCCUGAAAUCGAGUAUUAGAUACUCUGAAAAUCAUGCACUGACAGCGGUUCUCUUUGCUACGAUCACUAAUUGGAACGAAAUGUACGAAGAGACUUUUGAGGGAGGACGCGAAUUUUUACGAGUGUUAAAUGAGAUUAUUGGGGAUUUUGAUGAAUUGCUGGAUAGGCCUGACUUCUCACAGGUGGAAAAAAUCAAAACUAUUGGACCUACAUAUAUGGCAGCAGCUGGAUUGAAUCCAGAUCAAAGACGAUCAGCCCAACAUCCUCACGAGCAUCUUUAUCAGUUGAUGGAAUUUGCAAUCGGUUUACAACAACAACUGAACUAUUUUAACCAGGAUUUGUUAAAUUUCGAUUUUGUUUGCAAAAUUGGCUAUAACAUUGGCCCGGUGACAGCUGGUGUUAUCGGUACUACGAAACUAUACUACGAUAUUUGGGGUGAUACAGUGAAUAUUGCUUCCAGAAUGUAUAGUACAGGUGUACAGAAUCGAAUACAGGUAUCUCAGAAAACUCGAGAUUUGCUAUGUGAUCGUUACGACUUUGAAUACCGUGAUCAUAUUGAAGUAAAAGGAGUGGAUGGUGGCAUGGAUACUUAUUUAUUGGUUGGUCGGAAGGGCGAACCACCAGUGAAUUUUACGAUUACUUAAUCUUCCUGAUUUUCUUCUUACUUUCCUGGUGUGAUGCGUGUAACUUUGGACAACAACCGGUUAAAUUGAAUCUCAAAUUCGAAUUCUUUUCCUAUUUUAAUC